AAUUUUCAUCCAUUAAUAUUCUCUCCGGAGAAUUUUAUUUAUUUUUACAUCAAGAAAUCUAGCGAGCAGAAUAUAACCGGUCACACUAUUCUUUCCUCACCUUCCAAGUUCCCGGUAGGUAGCUUCCCGAACCCCGUGCGCCGCCUUCUGCACUCCAAAUCUCACAUUAAUAUCCAAUCGAUCGGCACAGCGGUUAGGUUUUUUUUUUUUUUGAAGAAUAUUAUCAAGAAACAGAGAUGGACGACAGCUGUGCGGUUUGCGCUGACAAUUUGGAAUGGGUUGCCUACGGCGCCUGUGGUCACCGGGAAGUGUGCUCCACCUGCGUCGCGCGUCUACGCUUCAUCUGCAACGAUCGCCGUUGCUGCAUCUGCAAGACUGAGUCCAAUGUCAUCUUCGUCACUAAGGCUUUGGGGGAUUACACAAGGAUGAUCAGUGACUUUUCUGUAUUGCCAUCUGAAGUGAGAGAAGGACGGGUGGGAUCUUAUUGGUACCAUGAGGAUACACAAGCGUUUUUUGAUGAUGUUGAUCACUAUAGGAUGAUCAAAGCAAUGUGCAGACUUUCUUGUAGUGUAUGUGACAAGAUGGAAGAGCAGUCGAAUGAGGGGGCGAAACGACAGGGAAAGUUUAGGAACAUUGAACAGUUGAAGGGUCAUCUGUUUCAUCGACAUAGAUUGGUUAUGUGCAGCCUGUGUUUGGAAGGACGGAAGGUGUUUAUCUGUGAACAAAAGCUAUAUACUAGAGCACAGUUAAACCAACAUAUAAACACAGGUGAUUCUGAAGUGGAUGGAACUGAGAGUGAGAGAGGUGGCUUCAUGGGGCAUCCAAGGUGUGAAUUCUGCAAGACCCCAUUCUAUGGGGAUAAUGAGUUAUACUCUCACAUGUCCAGAGAGCAUUAUACAUGUCAUAUAUGCCAAAGGCAGCAUCCAGGACAGUAUGAAUAUUACAAGAAUUAUGAUGACCUCGAGAUUCAUUUUCGCCGAGAUCAUUACCUAUGUGAGGAUGAGGCUUGCCUUGCCAAAAAGUUUAUUUUCUUUCAGUCUGAAGCUGAACUAAAGAGGCAUAAUACAAUGGAACAUGGAGGUCACAUGUCUCGUGCACAGCGUAAUGCUGCUCUACAAAUACCAACAAGCUUUCGAUAUCGUCGAAGUAAUGAAGAUAAUCGUCGUGGAAGGGGACGAACAUUUCAGCGUGAGCUGUCUGAUAAUGACUAUCAACUUUCCAUGGCCAUUGAGGCAAGUUUGGGGACUGCCGGUGAUCUGCCAGCAUCAUCUACUGCACAGCUGGUCUCUGAUCAUGCAGACACAAAUGAUAUUGACCCACUUGUUCAGCCUUUUGAAUUAUUAUCUACAACAGAUUCUGAAUCAUCAGCAAGAUACCUUCAAGCAUUGGGGGGAGGCUCCAGAGGUGCCCCUUUGCAAGAAUCUUCUUUUCCUCCUCUCCCCAUUGGUCCCUGCACCAGCCAACAAAAGCCUAAACAUAGCUCAGAUGCUUUGGCUAACAACACCAUGGCAGCACAUCUACGGCGCCAGAAGAAUGGGAAUACAAAUGUUUUCAAUUCAGCUCAGGCAUGGCCAGCAACAAGUCGCAGGCCUGUGCAAGCAUCAAGUAGUUCAAGUCAGAUUGGAAAAGCAACAAAUGUUGCAGCCAUAGCAGCACGUGGUACUGGUAGUGGAGUUGCACAGUUGAGCUAUGCAAGUUCAACGCAGGCACAGGCUCAGGUUCAGGCGCGACCGACAACAGCAGAUGUAUUAAUAUCAUCUGGUUCUCGAAUGAGCUCAGGCAACACAAGUAGGAUAAGCCACUCUUCAUCAGCUCCAAAUCUUGCUAAUAGUGGAUUCUCGGAACCGUCUGUUUCUGAUUUUCCUCCAGUUUCUGCAGCACAAAGGCACAAGCAGUCCUCAAGCAGCCAGGUGCAGAUGAAUAUGGAAGAUGUUCAUACAGCGAACAAAUCUUUGGUGGAAAAGAUGCGAGCUGCUCUUGAAUAUGAUGAAGAAAAAUACAAUGCUUUUAAAGAAAUAUCUGGACAGUAUCGUCAGGGUUUAAUAGACACAGGCAGAUAUUUGGAUUAUGUAAAACAGUAUGGCUUGUCACAUCUUGCUCUUGAGCUGGCUAGACUCUGCCCUGAUGCUAAGAAGCAGAAAGAGCUAAUUGAGACCUAUAAUGCUAGUUUUCAAUGCAACAGUCUGCAAGAUAAUGAUGGUGGUGCCUGGUUGAAGGAUAAUAUUGCCUCGAAGAAAGGGAAAGGGAAGUCUUUGGAUACUGCAAGCAGUAAUUCAAAGGAUACCUUAGCCGAUAGUAUUAUGAGCAGUGUCAGGAAAUUUCAGUCAAGUUAUAUGCCUUCUGAAGAAGAGGUGGAGGUGCUAUCAAAGGAUGGUUACCGUCCUUCCAAAGGCAAAUCAAAGGUGAUGGUCGAUGAACAGCAGGUGGAACUGAAUUCUAGCAAUCAACCGGCAAUAAAAAUUGGGGGCCAAAAUGAUUCCUUAGCUGCUAAAGUGGGAUCAGGGGAUGGGGGUGGUGGUAUCAAGCAACGGAAGAAAACUUCGAAAUUUCGCCGACUGCGACUUGGUGAUGGUUCAAUGGCAGCACUAUUGGAUCAUAAAAGUUCUGAGCCAGAUCCUGAUCCUGAACCAUUAGACAAGAAGUUUGACGGCAGCCAAAAUUCCACCGGAGGAUUGCCUAUACGUGGUGUUUGGAAGAAGGGAGGAAGUCAGAAACUCUUUCCAUAGGUUAUAUGCCAAAACCUUACCGGAAGAUAGUGUUUGGCGCUGGGAGGUCAUAACGUUUCUUGGAAAAUGACCUAAGUAGUCUUAAAAGUGAUUCGAGUUUUGCCAUGAUGUUCUCAGGAGUGCUGGCAAUAGAUGGAGAAGAUUCCAUUAAUGCCAGAGUUUUCAGGGUGUUGCAAAAACUAUCCUAGUUGUGUUGGCUUGUCUGAUUUAGCCACUUUUUGAUGAUACAGCAUUGUAACUUUGAGGUGAGGAAGAUAUUUCCGGAGUCUGGACGUUGUUCGUUUUAGUGUUAAACAAAAUGCUUUUUAUUUAGAAAAAAAAAAAAUAUACAGAGGUGAAGAUUCUUUGUCUGAAUAUGUAGCUUCUUAUUUUAGUAUUUUGUUUUCUAUAAUAUGUACUUUAUAUGUUUGUAAUAUAUAUAAAAAUACAGAUGUUGGAGAAGUUUUUAAUUGAUGAAAA
Molecule: messenger RNA, 3185 nt
Organism: Theobroma umbraticum
Lineage: Eukaryota; Viridiplantae; Streptophyta; Magnoliopsida; Malvales; Malvaceae
Source: RefSeq, a predicted model, not a curated record